CACACUAAACAGCUGACGCUGCGUGCGAAUGCAGAAAAAAAAAGAAACACAGGGACGGUGCAAAAGAAGAGGGAUUUUAUUUUGAUUUCGCCUGGCAAUUGAGUAAUGGCCGGACUCCUCCAUCUGACCAAGCAGUGCAGCAUCCAUCUACCCGCCCACCUGGGACGCGCGAAAUGCUACACACUCGCUAAGGGAACGGGCGUCCACGUGCAGGCAAGAGUGCUGUACUCUUCGCUGGCCAAGGUGGAUGAUCAGAGCAGCAGCGAUGCCAAGCGAAAGAAGAUAACCCCGUUUACGCCCACGCCGGGCAGCAAGCUUCUGGGUGGAGUAUUUGGCAAGAAGGCCAAAGGGGGCGGCAGCGAUGGCGGCUCGGGAUUGGGCAAGCUGGACGCACCGGAGGUCACCUCGCAGGAUAUGCUGCGCGCCAUGAUGGCCUACAUUUGGCCGAAGGAGGAUCCGCUGGUAAGGAAGAGAGUGGGCAUUUCCCUGGGUCUCUUGGCUGGCUCCAAGCUGCUGACCGUCUGUGUGCCCUUCCUGUUCAAGGGAGCGGUGGAUACUAUGACUACCCUCAACAUGGACACUGCUCCGGAUGCUGUGCUCUCUGCAGCCACCGCUUUGAUGUUGGGAUAUGGCAUUGCUAGAGCCAGUGCAGCGGGCUUCAACGAGCUGAGAAAUGCAGUGUUCGCCAAGGUGGCUCAUCACUCUAUCCGCAAGAUCGCCAGCAAUGUGUUCCUGCAUCUGCACAACCUGGAUUUGGCUUUCCAUUUAAACAAGCAAACAGGAGCGCUGUCAAAAACCAUAGAUCGCGGAUCGAGGGGCAUUAACUUUGUGCUCUCCGCCAUGGUCUUCAACAUAGUGCCCACCAUCUUUGAGCUGGCCCUCGUUUCGAGCAUCCUGGGAGUGAAAUGCGGACUGGCCUUUGCCGGCGUGAGCAUGGGCUGCGUGGGCAUCUAUGCCGCCUACACCCUGAGUGUCACCCAGUGGCGCACCCAGUUCCGCGUCUACAUGAACCAGGCGGAGAACGAGGCGGGCAACAAGGCCGUGGACUCGCUAAUCAACUAUGAAACAGUGAAGUACUUCAACAACGAAAAGUACGAGGCGGGCUGCUACAACGAGGUGCUGAAAAAGUACGAGGCGGCCAGUCUGAAGACCAGUUCCAGUCUAGCGCUGCUCAACUUUGGCCAGAAUGCCAUCUUCAGCAGUGCCCUCAGUUUGAUCAUGGUGCUGGCCGCCAAGGAGAUUGCCCAAGGCAACAUGACAGUGGGCGAUUUGGUGAUGGUCAACGCCUUGCUCUUCCAGCUCUCGAUUCCCCUCGGCUUUCUGGGCAGCGUGUAUCGCGAGGUGCGACAGGCUCUGCUGGACAUGCAGGCCAUGUUCACGCUGAUGAAUGUGGACAGCAGGAUUCAGACGGCUUCCAAUGCCCAGCCCUUGUUUGUGGACACCACCAACUCCUCGAUCGAAUUCCGCAACGUGAACUUUGAGUACGAGCCGGGCAAGCCCAUUUUCCGGGACCUCUCCUUCACCAUUCCCGCCGGCAAGAACGUGGCCAUUGUGGGCGGCUCUGGCUCGGGGAAAUCCUCGAUGGUGCGCCUGCUCUUCCGCUUCUUCGAGCCAAACUCUGGCAAAGUGCUGAUUGGUGGCCAGGACAUCAGCGGCGUGGACUUGGAGAGUCUGCGCAAGGUCAUUGCUGUGGUGCCGCAGGAUUCGGUGCUGUUCCACAACACCAUCGAGCACAACAUCCACUACGGCAACCUGUCCAAGUCGCACGAGGAGGUGGAGAAGGCCGCCCGCAUGGCGGAUCUGCAUGACUCGAUCAUGAGCUGGCCGGCGCAGUACGCCACGCAGGUGGGCGAGCGAGGAUUGAAGCUGUCCGGUGGCGAGAAGCAGCGAGUGGCUAUUGCCAGGGCCAUCCUUAAAAACACACCCAUCCUGAUCUUCGACGAGGCUACCAGCAGUCUGGACUCCAUAACAGAGCAUAACAUCCUCCAAGCCUUGACCCGCGCCACCUCAGGACGCACUAGCAUUUGCAUUGCCCACCGCCUGUCCACCGUCAAGGAUGCCGACGAGAUCCUCGUGCUGGAGAAUGGCCAACUGGGCGAGCGGGGCACCCACUCGGAGCUGCUGAAACAGAACGGUCUGUAUGCCCGCCUCUGGGAGACGCAGACGCAGCAGUUCGAUCCCAGCCGAGAAGCCAAGGAGGAGGAGGCACCAGCGAAAGAGUCACGGGGCGUAGCUUAGACGACGAGAGGCUACCUUCUUCACCUGCACCCUAUGUAUGUGUUUGUUCCAAAUGUUAUAAUCCUCCCCUUCGUUUGGCCCCCGAGUCCCUGGACCCACGAAAUUCACCGUAGAAUCCUCCCGGCCCGGAGAUUCGCUAUUUAUAGGUUUAAAGUAUCAUUGUGACGUUUGUAAAUACAGUUGUAGAUAUCAGAUAA
Messenger RNA from Drosophila takahashii, 2435 nucleotides. RefSeq names its product ATP binding cassette subfamily B member 7 (gene ABCB7). Gene Ontology annotation, cellular component: mitochondrial inner membrane. NCBI's taxonomy places the organism in Eukaryota, Metazoa, Arthropoda, Insecta, Diptera, Drosophilidae. The record is from RefSeq and is a predicted model, not a curated record. Gene Ontology annotation, biological process: transmembrane transport; intracellular iron ion homeostasis. Gene Ontology annotation, molecular function: ATP hydrolysis activity; ABC-type transporter activity; ATP binding.